AUGAUUUUCCCUACAAGCCAUUGGCCGGCGGCAGCCAGUUGGACCAUCCCCACCGAAGAGCGAGAUCCAUUCCUCCGCAGCAGUCGCGCUGGGAUUGACUACAUUCUUCCCACCAUACUUACCGCCGAACCAGAAUCCGAGGAUCCCACCGAUUCAGUCGUUUCGUCCAUGUUCGAGGUCUUCAUCCCCCAUCACUCCCGAUGGCAGAAAGUCCGUAUACGAUACAAAGACGCAUGGUCCGAGAAAACCGGGUUCGCUUCACUGCCCAAGGACACCUCGUUUCCCUUGCUCGAACUAUACUUGGAGAAAAGUUACUGGCUGGAACAGGACGACGUGGAUCGCAUCACAUCCACGAUGCUCUCCGCACCACGAAUUCAUUCCGUCAGUUGGCUGAGCCAGAAACCGUUCACGACGCUCACCUUUCCCUGGGCACAGCUCACGCACUUUUGGCUGAGCCACAUCAUUUCGAUGACUGAGGGUCUCCGCAUCAUCACAUUCUGCCCUCAGCUCACAUCUCUAGAGCUAACGCUCAUUCUUCCCGUCCAAGUAACUAUGACAAGCGGCUCUGGCCCAAUUGUUCACAACAAUCUACAACGCCUCCAUCUAAGCACGGCGGGUGACCUCGGAAUUCUCUUUGACAAGCUUACGCUACCAGCUCUGAAUGAUCUUUCGCUCUCUGAAGUCCACUGGUCCUUUCCCAACAUUACCCCCGUGUACAUCAGCCACUGGCCGCAAUCCCAGUUCCUUGCAUUCCUCCUUCGUUCUGUGUGCACCGUCAAACACCUCAUCAUACAAGAGUGCGAUAUCUCCGCGGAGGAGAUGCUGGAGUGCCUUGCACACCCGCAGAUAUCAACAUCGUUAGAUUCGCUGUCCUCAUCAAAGGCAUUUAUGCGUGACGGAGGAGGUGUUGAGACGUAUACCACCUUCGCAGAAAAGGUUCUGCAUAGUGCCGGCGGAGGAGACCAUUACUGA
Molecule: messenger RNA, 972 nt
Organism: Laccaria bicolor S238N-H82
Lineage: Eukaryota; Fungi; Basidiomycota; Agaricomycetes; Agaricales; Hydnangiaceae
Exons: 1
Coding region: 1-972 (323 amino acids)
Source: RefSeq, a predicted model, not a curated record